Molecule: messenger RNA, 1320 nt
Organism: Danio aesculapii
Lineage: Eukaryota; Metazoa; Chordata; Actinopteri; Cypriniformes; Danionidae
Gene: cnbd1
Product: cyclic nucleotide binding domain containing 1
Exons: 13
Coding region: 1-1320 (439 amino acids)
Source: RefSeq, a predicted model, not a curated record
AUGUCCCAAGGCCGCAAUACAGCUGAGCAAAGACUCCCAGACAUCGACUACACACAGCUGACACAGCUCACCCAGUUAAAUGACAGUAUGAGUUCAACUGAAGAAACCCAUAAAAGAUUCAUGAAGCUUUAUGAAGGAAUAUUCCAGCGGCCUCAGACAUCUUUACUAAAAAAACAACUCAAGUGUAGGAUGCAUCCUCCAGUGAAGCCGAGCAUCUAUGAAGCCGUCCAGGAGGUCAGCAGACAUCAGCCACAUGGAAAACUGGCUCAGGAAUCACUCAUGAAUCAAGCCAUCAAAGCCCUUAAGAAACUCCCUAUUGAGAGAUCCCAGUCAGAGCAUCAUGUCAUUAAUAAACUGUUGAUGGGAGUCCACAGUCUGAGCUCAACGCUGGGCUCGCAAGAGCUGAAACAGAUCAGUACCAUCACCACCGUCGAGACAUGGGACCGUGGACAGAUCAUUUUUGCACAUAAUGGAUUUUACCUUGUUCUGAAGGGCUCAGUGAAACCAUUCAACCAUGAAACCCUGAGAGAGGAUCAGACUGUCUCUACGAUUGCAACUGGAGGUUCUUUUGGAUCUUGUGAACCUGUAAAUGCAGCAGAGGGAAGUGACAUUGUCCAGUGUGUCCUGACACUCGAGACUUGCGAGCUUCUCAAAAUAUCUCGAUCUGGCUAUGAGAAGCUAAUAAAGGAUAUCCUGGCACGGAAUCACGAAGUUAAAGCAUCUUUGAUUCAAGGUUGCCAGCUGUACCUUCACUGGCCAAAGCUCUCCAUCAACCACCUGGUGGACGGCAUGCAGCUCAAAACAUUCCCAGCUAAUCAAGUGCUGGUGAAGGAGGGAAAUAUCUGCUCAUUCGUGGCUUUCAUUGCACGUGGUGAAUGUAACAUCCUUCAGGACGUGGGAUCGUUAAUAAAAUCUGUGGACACAAAGUCCUGCAGGGUCAGAUCUGUAGUGGUUGGUAAACUGGGCCCAAAGCAGUCGUUUGGAGAGGUCAGCAUCCUAUUGGAACAGCCUUCGCCAUGUACUGUUAUCACGGCCACUGAAGUUCACGGUGGAAUCAUUCAGCCGGAGUGUGUUAAAGGUCUGGACUCGGUGACCACUUCUCUUAUACUGCAGACGGCUCAGCCUGUGUGUGGAAAACUCAGUGAGGAGGAAGUCAUGAAGGAGUUCCUGACACAGGAGAGGAUGAAGAAAUGGGAACUGGAGAAGAGGAAGAUUCUCUCUGAGGCUCUGUUUUAUAAUGGUGUUCAGCCAGGAAGAGGGAAAUGGACUUUUAACAGAGGGCCAGGAGGAAAAACUGAGAACUCCAAUAAGUCCAUAUGA